This is a messenger RNA of Olea europaea var. sylvestris, 1671 nucleotides long. RefSeq names its product 2-carboxy-1,4-naphthoquinone phytyltransferase, chloroplastic. Gene Ontology annotation, biological process: phylloquinone biosynthetic process. NCBI's taxonomy places the organism in Eukaryota, Viridiplantae, Streptophyta, Magnoliopsida, Lamiales, Oleaceae. Gene Ontology annotation, cellular component: membrane. The record is from RefSeq and is a predicted model, not a curated record. The transcript is spliced from 12 exons. Gene Ontology annotation, molecular function: prenyltransferase activity. Bases 227 to 1435 code for a protein of 402 amino acids.
GAUAAUAGAUAAGACUACAAUAAUCUCCAGCAAAUUUUUUCUUCCUUGCCCAGUUUUUUCAACUUUUUAACCAUCGGUCUGCAUUUUUUUCUUUCGCUUUUGUUUGAAGAAUUUCUAAUUUUACACGAAUUCCGUAUUUAUUCAAAUAAUGCGUCUUUUGAUUCUUGAAUUCAAGUCUAUCUCAUAGUUAAAAAUUUAAAAUCAUAAUAAAUUGAAGUAAUAGGCAAUGGCAGCCAUAGCCACAUUCUGCAGUACAAAUCAUGGGUCUGGCAUCAAGAAACUAAACGAUUACCUCCUGAACAAGCAGAGUACUACGAGGACUCAUCCAGUAUUCUCCAUUCCAGAUUCAAGGCAAAGAUUAUUAUGCUAUAAUGGUAGCAACAAAAAUACACACACUAGACAACUAAAAUCUAAGCCAAAUCAUAUGCGUCUUGGAAAUUUACUCAAGUGUAGAGCAGUGAAUGAUAAUGUAGCAGCUGAAGAGGAGAAGAAAGAAGAUAUUUCCCAGGCUACUUUGUUAUGGAGAGCCGUCAAAUUGCCAAUAUAUUCGGUCGCCUUGGUUCCUCUAACGGUAGGAAGUGCAGCUGCCUAUUUGCAGACUGGUGUACAUUUUGCCAGGCGAUAUUUUAUUCUCUUGGCUUCUUCAGUUUUAAUUAUCACUUGGCUCAACUUAAGCAACGACGUUUAUGAUUUUGAUACAGGAGCAGAUAAAAACAAGAAGGAAUCAGUUGUAAAUAUAGUUGGCAGUCGUACAGGGACGCUCAUUGUUGCUUGUUUAUUACUUGUUCUUGGUUUCGUCGGCCUUACUUGGGUAUCUGUGGAGGCUGGAAGUAUGCAUUCCUUAUUACUACUUGCUUCUGCAGUUAUUUGCGGGUACAUAUACCAGUGUCCACCAUUUCGUUUAAGUUACCAAGGACUGGGAGAACCUUUGUGCUUUUCGGCAUUUGGCCCAUUUGCCACUACUGCUUUUUAUUCGCUUCAGUGUGGCACAAGUGAGCUGACAAUUAAUGGCACGAUCAUCUCUGCGUCUCUUCUUGUUGGUUUUACGACAUCCUUGAUCCUCUUCUGCAGUCAUUUCCAUCAGAUAGAGGAGGAUAAGGCUGUUGGGAAGAUUUCGCCUUUGGUUAGGCUCGGUACUGAAGCAGGUUCAAAGGUAGUAAAAUUGGCAGUGGUGACAAUUUAUUCACUUCUGUUUGUUCUAGGACUUGGACAAAUAAUUCCUUUCUCAAGUGUUAUUCUUUGUGCUUUGACAGUGCCAAUGGGAAAUUCAGUAGUUAGCUACGUUGAGGAGAACCACAAGGACAAAACAAAGAUCUUCAUGGCUAAGUAUUACUGUGUGAGAUUGCACACUUUAUUUGGAGCAGCACUGGCUGCUGGAAUGGUAGCUGCUAGAAUGUUUGCUAGAAAACAACUUCCCUAUGCAGUCAUCCUUUAAGUUUUUUAUCAGGAAUUUCAAAGAAUUGUAUGCUCCAGUCUUGGGGGAUGCUCAUCUCAGUCAAACACCAUUUUCCCCUCUUCAUCAAGCAUCCGGAGGAGCUGCUUAUGGCACAUCGACCAAGUUCUUUGGUUUUUGUAUUUAGCCCUUGUUUGAGGUCCAUUCUUUUCAUAAGAAUGAAUUAUUGAAUAGUAUAUCGAUGAAAAAUAUAUAGAUAAAAAAUAAGAAAACAUUUU